CAAAACUCAUAUCCAACAAUUAAAAAUGGUCUAACGAUUUAUAAAUAAUUGUAUUCGACUGUGAAUUUGAAUUGAGAGACUCGAGAGUGAGAAGCGGCCGACUCGUCUCUAUGGACAAAAUCCGAUUGUCAUGGAUAUCUACGAGCUGUCUAUGAGCUAUGAUAUAGCACCAGAAUGAAAUAACAAUAAUGCCGAGUUAUUAGAGACGUCAUCAUAUCUACAAAACUGACACUCUGUCCGAAACUCAAAUAUUCGUUCAGACGACCACGGUAUGAAUCUUUAAAGGCUCGGAGGGGUAAUAUGCUAAAGAAGAGCCGAUUUCUCGGGUUGGAGUCUAUAAAAACGAUUGUUCGUCGGAAUGCUUGACUUGUUUCAAUAACAGUAUAUUCUAUAUAUAUAUUAGAACUUAAGAACUAAAACUUUGACUCUCUGUUGAUGGUAAAAAACAAGCUAAGCUCAAUGUAACAGUUAUUUUUUUAGUUUUUAUAUACCAACAACCAUUACAGACUCAUUAUCAAUGUUAAUAUAGUUAUGCUAUCACCUUGAUAAUUUAAUAUGUACAUACAUAUGUAUAUAUUAAGUGAUAUUUGCAAAUCGUGAUUGGAACACCCUGGUGUCCAAUGAGUAUUAUGUCACAAGACAAUCUCUUACCAAAUCUUUAACAAGACUUUAAAUUAACACAUUUUCCAUAAGCAAAACAUUGGCUUUGGAAUUCAUUAGCGGUUUGAACGUAACUUAACUGCAAGUACAUAACUUAUUAAGUGAGGUUUAAUUGUGAGAAUAACUAAAACAAUGUGUCAAUACGCAUGUGUGGCACAAACUACUUGCCGACAAUGAGAUGUCGUGGCAUUCAAAUCACAAUGACUACACAUUUGGCAUUCAAAUAUUAGAGAUUAGCAACAACUACGAACAGUUGACAAUAUGUUGUCGCGCUCUUUUGUUAUCAAAAUUUACAUCUUCGUAAGCGUGUUUAUCAAAAGCUUCCACAUAGCUGCCACAUACUUACUUUAUCCUAACACCAGCUGGCUGCAGUUAACGGUCUCCAUAUCAUAUCCGAUUAUUGACUUAUCGUUGCAUCGCACUGUUCUCUUCGAUUGGGGCUUUCAAAUGAACUACGACUUUCCAUUUAGCCCCACGUCUUUCUACAAUGCUCCUAUUUGGAAGUUGGAGAAACGUGAUGUGCACAACAACAACGAUACUCGAAGCUUUGAUAAAGCAAACUUCAAUGAUUUCGAAGCAAUGGAGUACGUUGGAGCAUUUAAAAAUUGGUUAGUUCCAUCAAAAGAUAAGCAUUUCUUCGACUUCACAGCUGGUGAAUUGUAUAACGCAUUGGAAAACGUAAUAGCAAGCUAUGGCUUUCACUCCAGUUGUUUGCUCCAAAGCGUCUGCGAUAUCGCUAAAUAUCCGUUUGAUGCCGAAGAACGUCACUUAAUACGUGAUUUGCUCACAUUUAUACUUACGCCCUCAUUGCAUUCGGGUUUCGCCGCAAGCGAAGACGUGCAGCGUAAAGCUUACGAGACAGCAGAAUGGAGUGGUAUGCGUGGUUUAAAUUGCAGAAGACUCUAUCCAGCUUGUAGAAGGAAUUUCCUGCGUAUUAUCUCAAAAGUAAUUUUCGACAAUACAUGAUUAUGUUAAAUUUGAAAAGUAAAUAUACCAUUUAUAACUGCAUAAUAUUAAA
Molecule: messenger RNA, 1678 nt
Organism: Zeugodacus cucurbitae (melon fly)
Lineage: Eukaryota; Metazoa; Arthropoda; Insecta; Diptera; Tephritidae
Exons: 5
Coding region: 922-1626 (234 amino acids)
Source: RefSeq, a predicted model, not a curated record